Molecule: messenger RNA, 1376 nt
Organism: Nothoprocta perdicaria
Lineage: Eukaryota; Metazoa; Chordata; Aves; Tinamiformes; Tinamidae
Gene: RASSF6
Product: Ras association domain family member 6
Exons: 11
Coding region: 79-1104 (341 amino acids)
Biological process (GO): signal transduction
Source: RefSeq, a predicted model, not a curated record
AAUCAGCUGCCACAGCCACGUGACCCUCAAGUGAGCAUUACAGAGGAGUGACCAUAUGGUUUCAUCUCUUCUGAAUAAAUGAAGAAGGCGGUUAUGAAAGCCCAGCACUUACCUUCUGUUUCCAUCAAUGAGGAGAAGUGUAUAACCAGAGAGCAGCUCGCUUCUCUGCUGAAGACAUAUAACUCGUAUUAUUCUGAUCAAGAAAACCUGCAGCUGUCAUAUAAUCAGCCAGAAGGCAGCAAGCCAUUUAUUGAAGGAAUCUUGUCAAUAUUUUGGGGAAUCCGGCAUCCUAUCCGAUUAAAAAUUCAGGAUGAGAAACAGAUACCUUCUUUUGUGACCCUGAAAUCAACAGAGAACAUUAGUUUGUUUGCCAGUAAAAGGGGGAUGACGCGCUGGGGAGAAUUUGAUAAUCUACAUCAUAUUAGUGGGGAGACACUGAAAUCUGCAGAAGAGAAGUUAAACGUGGAGAAAAGUUAUUCAUGUUAUGAAAGCAGCACUCUGCAGUCCAAGAGCGAGCAGGAACAUGACUCUGCUACCCUGCCCAGAGCCCUGAGUGACGCCACAGUGGUGAGAAAGAGGACCAAGUUCCCCAUGAUCGCACGAACAGAAGUGGAAACUCACAGGUUUUCUAUUAAUGGACACUUCUACAACUAUGAGACAUCAGUUUUCACUCCAGCUUUUGGAUCAGAAACCAAAAUUCGAAUAAACAGCCGUAUGAGAACACGGGAAGUGGUAGAGCAGCUGCUUCGAAAGUUUAAGAUAGAGAACAGUCCCCAUGAAUUUGCCCUUUAUAUUAUCCAUGCAUCAGGAGAAAAGAAACAGCUGAGGAGUGGAGACAUCCCCUUACUGCACAGGCUCUUACAGGGGCCUUCAGAGAAGAUUGCCCAGUUUUUUCUCAUGGACAGGGAUGCAGAGGAGGUCAGCAGUGAUGUUGCUCAAUAUAUUCAGUUUCAUCUUCCCUUUUUGGAAUCAAUUCUGCAUAGAUUGAAUGAAGAAGAAGAACAGGAGAUUCAGCAGACAAUUGCAAAAUACCUUAAAGAGAAGAGUAUAAUAUGUCAGCACCUUCGUAGUCGAGCUGUCAAGAAAACGGAGACUACUGUUUGACAUGCCUGGCCUAUUGUGGAUACUACCCAUGACCUGUGCCAAAAACCAGUCGGUAUAUUGUCUUGAUCUUGAAAAUAUGAUGAAUGUGCCAUAACUGAAAAACACUUACAGCAUAUAGGUGUUUAAAUUCCUAAAGUUUCUUUGGUUUAGGCGAGUGAGACUGAACCUACUCCAUUACAGUUCUGGAAUACAAGUUGUAACCACCUUCAAAGAUGUGUGAAACCCUUUAAAUGACAAAUGCUGAGUCCAACUCAAAGUUCAGCAAGGAAACA